Messenger RNA from Caenorhabditis angaria, 1975 nucleotides. NCBI's taxonomy places the organism in Eukaryota, Metazoa, Nematoda, Chromadorea, Rhabditida, Rhabditidae. The record is from the annotation of a GenBank genome assembly.
AUGUUACCGGUAUUGUUUUACAUCACACCAUUAAUUCAUCUAUUUAUUCAUCCAUCUUUUUCCCCGCUUUUCUCGAUUUAAAAUACUUUUUGUCCUCGAUUUUUAACGUUUUGAUUGACCCAUAUGAAAUAUUUUUUGUUGAUUCAUUGAAAUUUUUGAAGAAGAAGACGGAGAAGAUGGCUGAUUUAAUGAAAGGUAUCACUUUGUUGAAUAAGGAAUUGGAAGAAGUAAAAGCUGAAGAAGCAUUGGCUGGAAAGGUAUGCAAUUUGAAAAAUUUGAAAAUAAAAUUCAGAAUAUUUUCAGGUCGUUGCAUUGUAUUUUUCAGCAGGUUGGUGUCCACCGUGCAAACAAUUCACUCCAAAACUUCAUGUAAUUAUUUUAUAUUAAUUAAUUUUGAUUAAUUAACUAGAAUGAAUUUUCAGCGUCUCUACAAUGCUUUGCGAAGUAAUGGAAAACCAUUCGAAGUGGUUUUCUUCACCCGAGAUCGAUCACGCGCGGAUUUCGAGGAAAACUUCACUGAAAAACAUGGCGAUUGGCUUUCGGUCAAAUUUGAUGAUCCGAUUUUGACGUAACUUUUGAUGGGAGGGGUUUCGGGACUUCGGUGUGAGACCCACUGCUUGAAAAGUGAUUUUACUAGAAGCACUAGGUCUUACAGCGAUUUUUGAAACACCUCAGCGUUUGCAGAUGUAGCUAAAUCAUAUUUUGAGGGUUUUCGUAGCUGAACCGUAGAAAAAACUUGAAUCUCCAGCUAAAUCGAACCAAUAAUUUAGCUCAGUGUUUCUGACCGAUUUCUCAGCUAAAACACACAUACGUUUUAGCUACGGUUUUUUUGGCGCGCAAACAUGUUUUCUUCGUUUUGUUUUGUUUUUCGACGAUUUUCGUGGCUUAAAGCCUAGAGAAAUGCUGAUUACAUAUUAUAUCGUCUACGCGUCAGUGUUUUAUCAAUGGAGAACGAGUAAGUUCAUCUGAAAGUUACGUUUUACGUUGAAUUUUUGCAGAAAAACAGUCAGUUUGUUGCGUUUCUCGAAAAAGUGGAAAGUGAUGGUGAAAUCUUCAAUAAAUGAGGUAAUUCCAACAAAUUUUUCAAUAUUCCACAAUGUUUCUCAAUUUACAGAUGUCAAUAACAAGAAAAAAGCUGGAUGUCAUGGAUGUCGACCAAUUUGGCUCCUGAUAGGUUUUUGGGAAGUUAAACCGCCAGAUGGAGUUGCAAAAUGCACAAACACCACAUCGUCAUGUUUUGCAAGCCUAUCGCCCUAUUGGGAAAUUGUAAAUGCUGCCUUUCUAUCCAAUAUUCGGCCGGUCCAGGAUCCAGAAGCUAUCAAACAACUGCGAGAAAAAUAAGUGUUUCUGGUGUAUAACUGACUAUAAUUUCAUAUUCUUAUGUUAUUGUAUGUUUGAAUACGAAUAAAUGUUUUAUAUUUGCAAGUUUUCUAACUACGCCAAAUACAGAAAGAAACCCGCAUGAGCAGUAUUUCGCAAUAAACAGGAAAACAGUUUUCGUAGCUAAAACAUGCGUGUGUGUCUCGUAGCUAAAACAGACUUCGGUGUGUGUUUGUAGCUAAACCGCACACUGUUCGUAAAUAAAACGCAAGUGUCAAGGGCUGCGAUCAGUUGAGCUAUGAAUUAGCUACAUCUGCAAGUGCUGAGACCAAAUUCAUUUUUUGCAGAAGAUAUCCACCGAAGUUUGAGGUGAAAUCAAUUCCGGUUUGUCGAAUCAUCAAUUCGGCUGGAAAAAUCGUCGAAAUGGAUGGGAAAACUAUCAUCACUGUGAGAAAAAUCCAAAUUUUCCACUUCAAAGUUUGAAGUUCAAAAUAUUUUUGCAGGAACAUGGAAAGGAAAAAGCAUUGGAAUUAUUCGCCAAAUGGGAAGAAGCUUGUAAAAAGUAGAUUUAAUUUUUGAUUUUUAACCGAACAGUUUUAAAAUUAGCGUUUUCAGAAGCCUUCCAAAAAAUAAAAAUGUCCAAUUUUCUGAAUAA